Messenger RNA from Impatiens glandulifera, 2270 nucleotides. RefSeq names its product laccase-12-like. Bases 416 to 2161 code for a protein of 581 amino acids. NCBI's taxonomy places the organism in Eukaryota, Viridiplantae, Streptophyta, Magnoliopsida, Ericales, Balsaminaceae. Gene Ontology annotation, cellular component: apoplast. Gene Ontology annotation, molecular function: hydroquinone:oxygen oxidoreductase activity; copper ion binding. Gene Ontology annotation, biological process: lignin catabolic process. The transcript has 6 exons. The record is from RefSeq and is a predicted model, not a curated record.
CACAAUAAUCUUGUGUGUUAGUGUAAGGAUUAAUAAUUAUGAAUUAGUUGAAAUUUCAACAUAAAUGUGAAAACAUUAGUUAAUAAUCAUUAGACAAACAUUCAUUGGAACAAUCUUUGAUAUAUUUGACAUAAACCCUAUAUGUAGGCUAGUGGGUGCACCAACUCUUUCAUGUAACCAACUAACUUAGCAUUGAACAACAUUGAACUAUUAUGUCUAAUGUCUUCCUCCCUCUCAAAAUCAAGACCUACUUCUCGCCAACCUCAUGUCUCUCUCUCUCUUCUUCAACCCCUAUAAAUGAAAUAUUUCUUGAUCCCACUAUCCACAUCAACAAUCCAACUCUUCUUCUAACUAAAUCCCAUAUAGGCAUAUACUAUUAUUAUUGUUAUUGCUUACUUGGUCUUGGAAGGAGACAAUGGAAUCCUCAAACAGAAAUAUACCCCAUUCUCCAUUUGCUCUUUCCUUUCUUUGUUUCAUGUUGAUUCUUUUUGCCAAUGCAUUAUUAGUGCCCACUUUGGCGCAAGAGGUUCACCAACAUGAGUUCAUUGUACAAGCCACAAAAGUAAAGAGACUAUGUAAUACUCACAAUAGCAUUACAGUGAAUGGACAGUUUCCUGGUCCAACUUUGGAAGUGAAGAAUGGUGACACUUUGGUCAUCAAAGUAACAAACAAAGCAAUAUACAAUGUCACCAUACACUGGCAUGGAAUACGACAGAUGAGAACGGGAUGGGCUGAUGGACCAGAGUUCAUAACUCAAUGUCCCAUUAGACCAGGAGCAAGUUAUACUUACCGAUUCACAAUUCAAGACCAAGAGGGUACACUAUGGUGGCAUGCCCACAGCUCUUGGCUUAGAGCCACUGUUUAUGGCGCUCUUAUUAUUCAACCUAAGGAAGGAACUUCUUAUCCUUUCUCCAAACCUAAUCGUCAAACGCCCAUUCUCCUAGGUGAAUGGUGGGAUGCUAACCCGAUAGACGUUGUUAGAGAAGCCACGAGAACAGGGGCUGCUCCCAAUGUAUCCAAUGCUUUCACCAUUAAUGGCCAGCCGGGUGAUUUCUAUAAUUGCUCUAGCAAAGAUACUGUGGUAAUUCCUAUUGAGUCCGGUGAAACCAAUCUUCUUAGAGUUAUCAACGCUGCGAUGAACCAACAGCUCUUCUUUACUGUUGCCAACCACAAGCUAACCGUCGUAGGUGCUGAUGCUUCCUACCUAAAACCAUUCACCACAAACGUUAUCAUGCUCGGCCCUGGACAAACAACUGACGUUUUGAUUACUGGGGAUCAGCCCACGGCUCAAUACUACAUCGCAGCUCGUGCCUAUCAAAGUGCCCAAGGAGCUCCCUUCGACAACACAACCACAACCGCUAUUCUCCACUACAAGAACGCGUCUUUCCAAGCAAAGGGUAUUUCCGUUAAACCUAUGGCAGCAGCCUUGCCUAGAUUUAAUGAUACCCAAACCGCUACAGCAUUCACCACGGCUCUACGAAGUCCUAAAAGAGUUGUUGUGCCAACCGAGAUUGACGAAAACUUAUUUAUAACUGCCGGGCUCGGAAUCAACAAGUGCCCAUCUGCUGCAAGGGCACGUAACUGUCAAGCUCCAAACGGGACCCGCUUUACAGCUAGCAUGAACAAUGCUUCUUUUGUCCUUCCAUCAAAUUUCUCAAUAUUGCAAGCCUUUCACCAGGGAAUUCCCGGAGUUUACACAACUGACUUCCCAUCGAAUCCGCCUGUUAAAUUUGAUUACACAGGCAAUGUUAGUAGAUCUCUUUGGCAACCUAUUCCCGGGACAAAAGCUUACAAGCUAAAAUAUGGAUCUAGAGUACAAGUAGUUAUACAGGGAACCAGUAUCUUCACAUCGGAGAAUCACCCAAUUCAUCUUCAUGGAUAUGACUUCUAUAUUAUAGCAGAAGGAUUUGGAAACUUCAACCCGAAAACGGAUACCUCAAAGUUUAAUCUUGUGGACCCGCCAAUGAGGAACACUGCCAGUUUACCUGUAGGUGGAUGGACAGUCAUUAGAUUUGUUGCAGACAAUCCUGGAGCAUGGGUAAUGCAUUGUCAUUUGGACGUACACAUAAACUGGGGCUUGGCAAUGGUUUUCCUUGUCGAAAAUGGAGUCGGUGAAUCGCAGAGAUUGGAGCCACCUCCUGCAGAUCUUCCUGUGUGUUAAGAGGCAUCAUGAGAUUAAAUUCAACUUGACAUACAUUUAAGAAUAUUAUUUCUUUUUCCUUUCUUCAUCACUCUUUCACCAUUAAAAAGGCCAGUUAAAAAGAAAUUGU